This is a messenger RNA of Aspergillus fischeri NRRL 181, 1071 nucleotides long. It is a transcript of the gene gpaB, whose product is annotated as guanine nucleotide-binding protein subunit alpha gpaB. The record is from RefSeq and is a predicted model, not a curated record. Gene Ontology annotation, biological process: adenylate cyclase-activating G protein-coupled receptor signaling pathway. Gene Ontology annotation, molecular function: G protein-coupled receptor binding; G-protein beta/gamma-subunit complex binding; GTPase activity. Lineage: Eukaryota; Fungi; Ascomycota; Eurotiomycetes; Eurotiales; Aspergillaceae. The transcript has 6 exons. Gene Ontology annotation, cellular component: heterotrimeric G-protein complex. Bases 1 to 1071 code for a protein of 356 amino acids.
AUGGGGUCAUGUUUCAGCACAGAGUCAGCAGGGGAUGCGGAACAAAAGAAGCGAAGUCAGGCCAUUGAUCGCCGGUUAGAAGAGGAUUCCAGGCGACUACGGAGAGAAUGCAAAAUACUUCUGCUGGGGUCCGGAGAGAGCGGGAAAUCUACGAUUGUCAAACAAAUGAAAAUCAUUCAUCAAAACGGCUACACGGUGGAGGAACUUGCGUUAUAUCGUUUAACGAUCUACAAAAAUCUCCUAGAUUGCACCAAAGCUCUCAUCGGGGCUUACCACCAAUUCAACCUCCAACCAACGAGUCCCAAAGUCCGCGAAUUCAUCGAGUUCCUUUCUGAAUACAAUAUUGACCCGGAUCCAAACACGCCUCUAGAUCCUCGAAUUGGAGAUGCCGUCACCUAUCUCUGGAAUGAUCCAUGCACGUCCACUGCGUUAGAGCAUCAGAAUGAGUUUUACCUGAUGGAUUCUGCGCCAUAUUUCUUUGAAGAAGCGAAGCGCAUAGCGGCUCCUGAUUAUAUUCCGAACGUGGCGGACGUGCUCCGUGCUCGAACAAAGACGACAGGUAUCUAUGAGACAAGAUUUACAAUGGGCCAGCUCAGCAUACAUAUGUUCGAUGUCGGUGGACAGCGCAGCGAGCGAAAGAAAUGGAUACAUUGUUUCGAGAACGUCACGUCGAUCAUUUUCUGUGUGGCAUUGAGUGAGUACGAUCAAGUACUGCUAGAAGAGAGCAAUCAAAAUCGAAUGAUGGAAAGCUUGGUUCUUUUUGACUCCGUCGUUAAUUCGCGAUGGUUCAUGCGAACAAGUAUUAUUCUUUUCCUCAACAAAGUGGAUCUCUUUCGACAGAAGUUGCCCCGUUCGCCCCUGAGUAACUAUUUUCCCGAUUACUCUGGCGGUAAUGAUGUGAACCGGGCUGCCAAGUAUCUCCUGUGGAGAUUCAACCAGGUCAACCGAGCGCACCUGAAUCUAUAUCCUCAUUUGACUCAAGCAACGGAUACCACGAAUAUUCGUCUAGUGUUCGCUGCGGUCAAGGAAACAAUAUUACAAAAUGCCCUGAAAGAUUCGGGCAUCUUGUGA